Stylonychia lemnae is the source of this 1878-nucleotide messenger RNA. The record is from the annotation of a GenBank genome assembly. Lineage: Eukaryota; Ciliophora; Spirotrichea; Sporadotrichida; Oxytrichidae.
AUGCUAACGCCAAUGCUAAGAAAGACUCCAUCUAAAUUAGCAGUUAUACAAGAAAAUGCUCCAAAAAGAUAGUAUGUAACACCAUCAAUGCCGAAGUACAAAAGUGAUUCCUCCAUCGAUAUAGAGGAUGUUGAUGACAAUUAAAAUUAACGAAAAAGAAUUUAAACUGAACAAAAGCGUAGAAUGUUUAAGGACCUUCUCUAUUAAUCUAAAAAUAGCUAAUCCUCUGUCUCAACUAGUAAAACUCUGAAUAAUGUAAUAGCUUCAAAAAUGAAUAAAGACAUAAGGGAUGUCAGAAGUUAACAAACUGUGCAUAAUAAUGUUAAAUAAUAAACAGCAUAACAAUAGUAAAACUAAUUCUAACAACAGAUGAAUGAGUCAUCUUUGUAAAAAGGACUUUAAUUGAUAUAAAGAAGAUAAUCUGUGCGAAGAAUUACCUUCGGUUUGUCACAAAUGAAUUAAAGAUAGUCUCGCUAAGAUAGUCUUGGAGGUAUAUAGAAGACAAAAUUUAGAGUAAAUAUGGAAUUCUUAGCCAGUGUAGAAUAGUGCUUGAGGAAUUCUUUCAAAUCUUAUAACAAUGGGGACAUUAGAUUUGCUUGCCACUUUUUAUUCAAUAUAAUCAGAAUAGCUCAUCUAAAGCCUCACCUCGCUUGGCUUUAAAAUGAUUUUGAAAGCGAAGUAAGAGCUUAUGAAAAAAUAUCUGUGCAAUACUACUAUAUGGGUGAUCUUUAAAAGAGCAAGUAUUAUCAUCAAAGAGCGCUGAGAGGAGAAGUUAUAGGAGAAGAUUUAAGAAGAUCCGAAACUAGUUUUGAAUCAUUUAAAGAAGUUGACAAUAAUGGAAGUACAGUUGUAAGCACUCCAUCAAAUCGGUCAAGUAGAAGAGGACUUAUAAGUAGUAUGAGAGGUAUUACUGAGGACAGAGCAAAGAUCAGAGUUCAGUUGAAUCAGCAAACAUACGAGGAGGCUAUGAGGGAAAUUGAAUUUUAAACGGAUGUUUUCUAACAGUAUGAAAUUACAUCCUAGCAAAAUGGAAAAAAUUCUGAAAUUGCCUAGCUCAUUAUUGAUAGUGCUGCAGACAUAUAUAGUAAACACUUGUCACUAGGAGUGGGACCUGUAAUUAGAAUAGGAACUCCUGUUACUGAGUUAUCUUUGUCAUAACUUCCAUCACCUCGAGGAAUCAAAGAUGAUGAAAGCAAAAGCAAGGAUGAGGAUAAUAAUUCGGAGAAUAAUCAAUCAACAAUGAUGCGAGAAAUAAAAUUAUUGAGAGCAGUAAGAGCUCAAACAGAAUCAGCUGAAAGAAAAAAGCCUUUAGAUCCCUUGUUUUAGGAAGUAAUCGGUAAAAGAGAUAAGAGGGAAGAGAGAAGAUAAAGAGGAAAGAGAAAUUAAAGGAUGUCAAUGUCAUUGAUAUCAACUAAAUAUCUUUAUGAAAGAGCCUAUGAAAAGAAGUAGGAUUAUAAAUUAAUAGCUAGGGGCAAUCCUAAUUAAGGAAUUGUUAAUCAUCUUAGUGAAAACAGAAAUAUGAAGAUAAAAUUUCAUCUAGAAAAAGCCAAAUAUAAAAGAACUUAAGAUGAGUAUAAGGAUUACCAGAUAUGGAUGAGGACUUAAAUUAGCAUGUAAUAGAAAAUGGAGGUAAAAGAGUAGAAGGCCAUUUAUAUUGAAGAAGGCAAGCGCAGGAGUAUGCUAAAGAUACUCUAAAAACAGAGUGUUAAACAUUAUGGAGGGUUAAACUUGUCAGCUGCAAGUACCACUAUCAAUAACUUAAAUAUUAACUUCUCUAGCUCCAAUGGAGUAUCUAGGUAGAGUUCUCAGUUGCUAGGUAAUCUUUUAAGCAAACUAUAAACCCAAAAAUCUAAUGGCUCUCAAAGCACCUAAUAAUGA